This is a messenger RNA of Gopherus evgoodei (Goodes thornscrub tortoise), 3450 nucleotides long. It is a transcript of the gene BACE1, whose product is annotated as beta-secretase 1. The coding region runs from base 464 to 1969 and encodes 501 amino acids. Gene Ontology annotation, cellular component: endosome; trans-Golgi network; membrane. NCBI's taxonomy places the organism in Eukaryota, Metazoa, Chordata, Testudines, Testudinidae. Gene Ontology annotation, biological process: membrane protein ectodomain proteolysis; amyloid-beta metabolic process. Gene Ontology annotation, molecular function: aspartic-type endopeptidase activity. The transcript has 9 exons. The record is from RefSeq and is a predicted model, not a curated record.
AGUCUUUCCGCCUCCAAAUCUUGACUGCAGAGUGAAGAGAUUAUGGUGGACUGACAAAUGCUGUCUCUGGAGCCUGAAACUGACCAGAUUGCCUGAUUUUCCCAUGCUUCAGCUAACCAAAAGGAGGGGAAAAAAUCAUCCCAGCACGACUGCUGCUUCCAGGUUCUUAUUUGCUCUGAAUCGCCUCUGGCCAGCUCCUCUCCUAGAUGCUUGAUAGUUAUUACUUUAGACUUACCAGUCUAGAUAGAUUUUCAGGCUGGAAUUCUCUCUGUCCCAAAGAUGCUAGUGGUGACUGCUGGCUUACUAGGAAGGAACAUUGGGUUAUCCGAGUAAAACUUUUACCUGGUCCUUAUGCAUUUGCCUGUGCAAAGGGACGGAUUUCCUUGAAGACGACGACAGCAACAGCCCCAUCACCUCAGGAACAACACAUUUAGGGGAAGGGCUGGGCAGAGCUUUCACCAAAAUGGCUCAUGUGUUGCCCUGGUUGCUGCUGUGGCUGGGGUCUGGCAUGGUGCGAGCCAGCCAGCCACAUCUGGGGAUCCGAGUGCCUCUGAGGAAUGGGAUGGGAACCUUGCAACAGGCCCACAGGAUGCAGCGCUCAGCUGAGGAGGAGCGGGAGGAUUCCAGACAAAGAAGCAGUUUUAUGAACAUGAUAGAUAACUUGAGGGGGAAAUCUGGACAGGGCUACUAUGUGGAGAUGACUCUAGGCAGCCCCCCACAAAAGCUCAACAUUCUGGUGGACACGGGGAGCAGUAACUUUGCUGUGGGGGCAGCGCCGCACGCCUUCCUGCGGAGGUACUACCAGCGACAGCUGUCCAGCACCUACCGGGACUUGCGGAAAGGGGUCUACGUGCCAUACACCCAGGGCAAAUGGGAAGGGGAACUGGGGACGGACCUCGUCACCAUCCCCCACGGCCCGAACGUCACCGUCCGCGCCAACAUCGCUGCCAUCACAGAGUCCGACAAAUUCUUCAUCAACGGGUCAAACUGGGAAGGGAUUCUGGGGCUGGCCUAUGCCGAAAUCGCCCGGCCUGACGACACCCUGGAGCCCUUCUUCAACUCGCUGGUGAAGCAGACCCGGGUGCCCAACAUCUUCUCCCUGCAGCUCUGCGGGGCCGGCUUCUCUCCCAACGAGUCCGAGGCCCUGGCGUCGGUCGGGGGCAGCAUGAUCAUUGGGGGCGUGGACCACUCCCUCCACGUUGGCAGCAUCUGGUACACGCCCAUCCGCAAGGAAUGGUACUACGAAGUCAUCAUCGUCAAGAUGGAGAUCAAUGGGCAGGACCUGAAGAUGGACUGCAAGGAGUAUAAUUACGACAAGAGCAUCGUGGACAGCGGGACCACCAACCUCCGGCUGCCAAAGAAGGUGUUUGAGGCUGCAGUGAAAUCCAUCAAAACGGUGUCUUCGACGGAGAAGUUCCCGGAUGGCUUCUGGCUCGGGGAGCAGCUGGUUUGCUGGCAAGUCGGAACCACCCCCUGGCACAUCUUCCCAGUCAUAUCGCUCUACCUGAUGGGCGAGGCGACGAACCAGUCCUUCCGGAUCACCAUCUUACCCCAGCAAUACCUGCGCCCCGUUGAGGACGUGGCCACGUCCCAGGACGAUUGCUACAAGUUCGCCAUCUCCCAGUCCUCCACAGGCACCGUCAUGGGCGCGGUCAUCAUGGAAGGCUUCUACGUGGUCUUCGACCGUGCCCGCAAGCGUAUCGGCUUUGCCGUCAGCACCUGCCACGUGCACGACGAGUUCCGGACGGCGGCGGUGGAGGGGCCCUACCUGCACCCCAACAUGGAGGACUGCGGCUACAACGUCCCGCAGACGGAUGAGUCCACCUUGAUGACCAUCGCCUACAUCAUGGCGGCCAUCUGCGCCCUCUUCAUGCUGCCGCUGUGCCUCAUGGUCUUCCAGUGGCGCUGCUUCCGCUGCCUGCGGCGGGACCACGACGACUUCGCCGACGACAUAUCCUUGCUCAAGUGACGCCCACUCUGCUGGUGCGAGGGAGCAGCCGGCGGGGGGAGGCUGGGAGGGAGAGCGUGAGCUGAGCUCAUCGGCACAGGCUCCUCUGCCCACAGAGUUUGGCUGGGGCUGGAAACAGCACCAGCCAUUGCCCCAGGCCAGAGCCGGGUCUGUUCUUCCCCUGCCCCCUCCAGUGGCUCAGCCAACACUGCCUGGAGCCGUUGGCUCUGCCCUGGGAGCAGGCCCUGGAGCAACGGGUGAGACUUGGCAGCAGGCCAGGACGCUGGGCCUGUCAGCAGGUUUAUAAGGUCACCGUGGGGUACAUUGACGCCUGCUCGCUGUUUAACUCUCCUCUGCGUGCAGCAGCCCCGGACAGCCUGGGAAUCAAACCCCUUUGGUCUCUGGCCAACAUGGACUUGCUCCCUCUCCCUGUUCGGGAUACGGCCUCGCCAAACCACAGCCCUUGUGCUCCAGGGUACACCUAUGCCACACUCUGCGCCCGGGCUCUGACUCAGGUUUGAGCCCAAGCCCCACUUCCGUCCACACACAAACCCAUCUGACUCAGGUCAGCAAGCACUCAGGACCCUGCUGGGGGUGAGUCUGAACCCUACGGAGGCUCAGGUCCAAGCCCUGACAUGUUGCAGUGUGGACACAGCUCAGAGCCUCAGGUCCGACUCAGACAGUCUGUGUCGUGCAGCAUGGACCUGGGAGCACGGCUGGGAGAACCGGCUGCAGCAGCUGUCAGCCCGGGUUUACAGCACAGCGUGGAAACCCCAAGUGCACAGCCCAGGCCCCACAGACCCAAGUUUACAACGGAGUGUAGACACACCCUAGGAGUCCGUGGAGGAAUCAGCCCAGGUCUGAGCAUUGCUUGUUAGCCGCUGCUGCUGCAAAGCCAGCAGAGGGAGCCCAAAACAUUGUUUUUGUGUAGGGCCUACAUAAAUCAUGGUCAUUACAUCUCAAUGGUUUGGGUUUUCAAACAUUGUGAACAGUGGUAGAUUCUAAAAUAGCCAUUUAAAAUCCAGGGGAUAUUCCUCCCCAGGCAGCCACUAAUUUAUAACGCCGGCUGGUCGUGCUUUGGGCCUCCUCUCCUGGGAGGUGCCCCUUUCAGAUCUCCGAACUGGAAAGGCGUACCAAUAGCACCUUCGCUCCCAUGUCAGGCGGGACUGGGCCUCUCAGCGAGAGCCCAGGAGCUGCAGUGAGCCUGGCCUCUCGCAGCGAGUCAGCCUAACACCCCAGCUCCCCUUUCCCCCGCCAGGCAUCGCUGUGACAGACACACAAUGGCAUUCAGGAGGGUCCAUGCCGUCCAGUGCAGUGUGUGCACAUGUCGCUGUCCUGUCUGCUGCAGCCCCUUCUCCUCAUCCCACCCGCCCUCAUCUCAUCUCCGCAGGAUGCCUACAUGCAUCUCAAGGGCCCUUGGCCGUGGUGAAGCGGGAGCAGAGAGAACAGAUCUUCCCCCAACUGGCUCCUGCAUCUCUUCUGCUCCUCACUGACCCGGCUCU